AUGCACAACGAACGCCGCGUCGUCGCCUUCGCAGUGGCCACUCGAGCGAGUGUGACGCUCCUGGCGCUGCUGACGUCGGCCGUCGUGACUCCCUACGACACGUCGUCCCACCUGCAGUCGGGCGGCUCCCCACUCGACCCGCUCAGCAACUGGGACGGCGUCUACUUCUCGCACAUCGCCUCGCACGGCUACGACUUUGAGCACUUUCACGCCUUCUUCCCGCUCUAUCCGCUGCUGACGCGCUCGUUGUCGCGCGUCGUACCGCUUUCUGCCGCUUCGGCAGUGAUCGCCAGCGGAUGGCUCAUCAGCAACGCGAGCUUUGUGCUGGCGGCGCUGUUUCUCUACCGCUUGGGCUGCGUCGAACUCGACGACGAGACCGUCGCCCGACGCGCGGCGUACCUCUUCUGUGUAGCUCCUUCGAGUAUCUUUAUGUCGGCGCUCUACUCGGAGAGCCUCAUGUGUCUCCUGAGCUUCAGCGGUAUGUACUUCCUGGCCAAACAUGCGCAUGCACGGGACGACACCCGUCGAGCCUUUCGAGACUUAGUGUACUGCGCGCUGUUGUUCGGCGCGGCCUCAGCGACGCGGUCCAACGGGGUCCUGCUCUCGUUGUUCAUUGCGUGGCAUCGACUGACGACUUCGCCUCCUCCGCGAGAGCUGCGUCGAUUCACCGGUCACUGGACACGAACGGCACUUCUCGGCGUGCUGGCUGUUGCCCCUCAGAUCGCGUACUUUGUCGCUUCGAUGGUACCGUAUUGUCCGUCACUAGUGCAGCGCUUCAGCGGCCACGUUGCGGGAGCUGGUGAGGUGGAGGACCGGAGCUGGUGCGCGCACGCGAUCCCGAAUGUGACUGCCAUGUACACGUUUAUCCAGAGAGAGUACUGGAACGUGGGUCUCUUGCGCUACUACGAGCUGAAGCAGUUGCCGAAUUUCCUUCUCGCUGCGCCGAUGCUGUCGCUCAGUCUGCAUGCGCUCCAGGGAUACUUUCGGGGUCGUGUCGUGCCUGGACGAUCGCGGGCGAUACGUCACUCAGCAACAGGAGCUCCUGGACGCAGCCAAGACACGGCGUUGACUCCGUAUUACACGCACUGGCUGUUCUUGGUCGUGAACGCCCUACUCGUCGUGCACAUCCAAGUGACGACGCGGCUGCUGUGCGCGUGUCCGCCGCUUUUCUGGCAUCCAGCCGCGCUGCUGUGUGACUCGGCCGAAGAGCAGAAAGCGGUUCCCGUUCUGACAACGUACGGCCGCGUCCUCGUGCGGUACUUUUUGCUGUUCACGAUAUUGGGCAGCGUCCUCUUCCCUUCGUUUUACCCGUGGACGUAG
This is a messenger RNA of Hyaloperonospora brassicae, 1320 nucleotides long. Lineage: Eukaryota; Oomycota; Peronosporomycetes; Peronosporales; Peronosporaceae. The record is from the annotation of a GenBank genome assembly.